This is a messenger RNA of Phaeoacremonium minimum UCRPA7, 1401 nucleotides long. Its product is annotated as putative vacuolar aminopeptidase 1 protein. The record is from RefSeq and is a predicted model, not a curated record. Gene Ontology annotation, biological process: proteolysis. Lineage: Eukaryota; Fungi; Ascomycota; Sordariomycetes; Togniniales; Togniniaceae. Bases 1 to 1401 code for a protein of 466 amino acids. Gene Ontology annotation, cellular component: fungal-type vacuole. Gene Ontology annotation, molecular function: metalloaminopeptidase activity; zinc ion binding. The transcript is spliced from 2 exons.
AUGAUCAAGCCCGAGUACUUCACCAAGCCGUUCUGCAGUUUUCUGACCGAGAACCCUACCAUAUUCCAUGCGGUAGACUAUUUCAAGAAGAAGAUGCUUGGGCUGGGUUUCAAAGAGCUCCCUGCCCGCGAUGACUGGUCCGGAACGAUUGAGGCUGGCGGAAAGUAUUUCGUAACGCGGAACAGCAGCUCCCUCAUUGCCUUCACCGUUGGCAAGGAAUACAAGCCUGGCAAUGGAGUGGCUAUGAUCGCAGGACAUAUCGAUGCAUUGACGGCAAAGCUCAAGCCCGUCAGUAACAGGCCAACCAAAGCAGGCUAUGUACAACUAGGUGUCGCGCCAUAUGCGGGAGCUUUGAACGAGACGUGGUGGGACCGCGACCUGAGCAUUGGUGGUCGCGUUAUUGUCCGUGAUGAGGAGACGGGCAAGACAACCACCAAGCUCGUCAAGCUGGAUUGGCCAAUCGCCAAGGUGCCCACUCUAGCGCCACAUUUCGGCGUGGGCAUGAUGGGCUCAAACAACAAGGAAACGCAAGCCGUUCCUGUCAUCGGCCUAGAAAGCUCUUCAGGCGCGCAGGAGCCUCUAGGCGAGGCUGGCUCUUUCGUUGCGACGCAGCCGCCGAAGCUAGUCAAGCUGAUUGCUUCGGAGCUGGGGAUCUCAAACUACAGCACCAUUGUUAAUUGGGAGCUGGAGCUGUUCGAUAUCCAGCCGGCGACAGUGGGUGGCAUGGACAAGGAAUUCAUCUUCGCGGGACGCAUUGACGACAAGCUUUGUAGCUGGGCCGCCUUGAUGGGUCUUCUACACGCUGAUCAGAACCCGAAGGACGGUACAAUCAAGCUCGUCGCCCUCUUCGACGAUGAGGAGAUUGGUAGCUUGCUCAGACAGGGCGCAAAAGCAAACUUCCUGCCGAACGUCAUCGAACGCACGGUGGAGGCCCUGUCUGAAAGUGCCGAUGUGAAGUUCGGCCCGGGUGUCGUUGGCCGUACAUAUGCGAGAUCAUUCUUGGUCUCUGCGGAUGUUACGCACGCCGCGAACCCGAACUUUUUGGAGCGGUACCUGGACCAGCACAUGCCAUUGCUGAAUGUUGGGGUGGCCGUUUGCGCGGACUCGAAUGGUCAUAUGACCACCGAUAGUAUCAGCACAGCGAUCUGCAACCGCGUCGCUGAGCUGAGCGGCUGCAAAAACCAGCUCUUCAUGAUUCGCAAUGAUAGCCGAUCGGGUGGCACUGUUGGCCCGACGCUGAGCAGUGUGAUGGGUGUCAAGGCGGCAGAUGCCGGGUUGCCCCAGCUCAGCAUGCACUCUGUUCGCGCCACCACUGGUGCCUUGGACCCUGGCCUGGGCGUUAAGUUCUUUAAGGGCUUCCUGGACAAGUGGGAGGAGGUUGACGCUGAAUGGCACGCUUGA